AUGGACACAUCUACCCACACCGACCGAACCAUAGACUAUGAUGCUGGCGAUGACUCUAUUGUUCCGGAAACAUCCGUACACCACUCGUCUUUCUCUUCGGAGUCCUCCUCUGCCUUAAAGGCGCCGGUACCACUCCCAGAGUUGUCAUCGUCGUCUUCCUCCUCCGGCACUCGCGAGUCGCCGGCCCCGACUCGUACAGAAGAACCUUUCUCUUUGGAGAAAGCCUCGGCAUUGAAGGGUCCUGCCGCAUCAUCCACAGACGAAUCCACGUCUUCCCUCUCCUCCUCCUUCUCCUCGAAGAGUGAACCCUCGACGGACGCCACCAGAAGAGCCUCUUCGUCUUCUUCCUCCUCCUCCGAGUCGGAGACGGAGCCCGAGUCCGAGGAUACCAGGAACCGCUCGUAUGGCCUGCUGGUCGGUCCUUACCGCAUUAUAACCCUUCCCAAACCACAACGUGAAGAAGAGCCACACCAGUCGCCACUCCGGUCGUCACACCAGUCACCACUCCGGUUGCCAUUACAGUCGCCACUCCGGUCACCACACCAGUUGCCACUCCGGUCGCCACACCAGUCGCCACUCCGGUCGCCGCCCGGGACCGGCGCCACAAUGACACAGUCUGCCUUUUCGGAGUCCCCCUCCCUCUUCUCGUCGGAGUGCGAGCCCGAACCAGAGUCCGCGGCUGCGCAGACCUCGUCGGAGCUGGAGCACAGCCCGCGCCGACCGAGAUGCAGACAGCGCCAGCAGAGGAACCCCGUGCGGGUGAGACCCCUUUGCCGCUGCACCCACUGCAGCACCUUAGUCGUGAACUUGCCGCGUCAUUGGCGGCACGUUCACCACAAGGAACCACCAGCCAAGCCCAUCACCGUCAAGAGUCGUGCGGGACACCGGUACAGGGAGUGCCCCGUGGAAGGGUGCCACAAGGCUGUGGCACGCCUCGCUCAACACUUGUCGGUCGUCCACAAAAUACCGGCCGGAACCAUGCGGAAGGAAUUGGUCAAGCAGGGCAGGACCUUCCAAGAACUCCACACGGGAGGAGGACAACCACAGAUAUGGCCGCCCCUCGAUCCCAUCAGAGCCGUUACUCAGGGCAGGAAAACCAGACUGGAGAAGAUGAUGCGGCGGCCCUCGUCGUCCUCCGCCUUCUCAUCUUCGUCGUCGUCGUCGGACGACUCCCCUGAGCGCCGCCGGCCUCCACCAGGUGGGGCUGAGAAGAGGAAGAGUGGUGAUUGGCUUUCGCAUUCCAGGCACCCCAAGAGACGGAGGCUGACCUACACCACGUCGCCAGAGAAGACAACCGCCGACUCUGCACUUCGUGAGCGACAUACAGACUCAUCCGGCGAGCUUGGACAGGCCCGUACCCUGGAAAGCAGCAGCAGCCCAGCCCAGUCCCCGGAAGUCCCGUCCGAUGUCACCGGCUUCAUGACAGUGCCCCUACUCUGA
Messenger RNA from Ostrea edulis (European flat oyster), 1440 nucleotides. RefSeq lists its product as uncharacterized. The record is from RefSeq and is a predicted model, not a curated record. The transcript has 4 exons. The coding region runs from base 1 to 1440 and encodes 479 amino acids. Lineage: Eukaryota; Metazoa; Mollusca; Bivalvia; Ostreida; Ostreidae.